Syngnathoides biaculeatus (alligator pipefish) is the source of this 4636-nucleotide messenger RNA. It is a transcript of the gene oxr1a, whose product is annotated as oxidation resistance 1a. The record is from RefSeq and is a predicted model, not a curated record. The transcript is spliced from 19 exons. NCBI's taxonomy places the organism in Eukaryota, Metazoa, Chordata, Actinopteri, Syngnathiformes, Syngnathidae. Gene Ontology annotation, biological process: response to oxidative stress. The coding region runs from base 491 to 2998 and encodes 835 amino acids. Gene Ontology annotation, cellular component: nucleus.
CCGAAAACAAUACCAUUCAUAUCGGGUAGAAUGUCUUAAUUAGCCUGAAUGUAAUACAUUUUAUGGACAAUGUAGGGAUUUGUGAGUUUGGACCCUACGCGUGUUCACGAAUCGAGGAAGUGACCAUUGUGAGCUGGGCACAUUUUGACAGUGCCCUGCUGAAGCGCACUGCAACAGCAGCUAGGAAGCAAACUAGCAUAUCUCCAAUAACUACAGGACAGCCUUUUUGGUAUGCUCCGCUCCUCCCCCAUCCUGCUUGUCGGCGAUGGUACUUUCUGUUGGUCGAAGGUCAAAUGACUCCGCAUGUUUGAGGGUGCGUGUGGUACUGUGUACAUUCCUGACAUGCCCCGCGAAUGACGAAGACAACGUUUUGAACGCCGAUGAUUUUUCGUCCACGGACAUUUGACAUCGCGCUGAAAGUUUGAAAAGACAACAAAGUGUUGACCACCUUGGAAGCUCUGGGAAAGAGAAAGAAGACACUGCCAGCACCAUGUUCAACACCAAAAGAUUGAAAAAGAAGUCUCAGUCAGUGGACAUUGCCAGCCAAGGAUUCUCCCAGACUCUGGUGCCAUCCUCACCCCUCAAUAAAGCUGCAUCAUCUGUUGCCAAGACAACCACCGUCCUCGCGGUACAAGAAAACAACACCACUAACUCCCAGCGCUGCAGCCCACGGUGUGGAGAACUGAAGAGAGGCUACACCAUUGAUACUGGCCAGAAGAAGACCCCAGAGAAGAAGGAUGGGAGACGUAUGUCGUUCCAGAGACCCAAAGGGACCAUUGAAUAUUCUGUGGAAUCUCGGGACACAUUGAACAGCAUUGCACUCAAGUUUGACACCACACCCAACGAGCUGGUUCAGCUGAACAAGCUGUUCUCCAGGGCAGUUGUGCCUGGCCAGGUUUUGUAUGUUCCUGAUCCUGAGUACGUCUCCAGUGUUGGAAGCUCCCCUUCCCUCAGUCCCAUCAGCCCUUUGUCCCCCACCUCCUCAGAAGCUGAUUUAGAGAAGGUGACGGAUUCAGAUGGGAUCUCCAGACCAGAGGCAGUUCCCCCGCUGUUUUCUGCCCUACGUCAAUCUCGAGUGGUGUCAUCCACAUCUGAGGAGGAAGAGGCCCUUACAGAGAAGUUCCUUAAGAUCAACUGCAAGUACAUAACUGAUGGAAAGGGUUCAGUAAGUGGGGUGUUGCUGGUGACACCCAACAACAUCAUGUUUGAUCCUCAUCGGAUGGACCCUCUGGUUCAGGCCCAUGGGUGCGAGGAGUAUGGUAUCAUGUGUCCUCUGGAAGAGGUCCAAUCUGCUGCCAUCUUUAAAGAGGUCACUGACCCAAAAAUCAGAGAGGCUGUGCCUGAUGACCUGGAACCUCUGCCAUCAGAGAGACAUCCUUCCCAUCAGAAGGACUCAGAGCAGCUCCUGCGGGAGCCCGGGGCCAAUGACAGUGGCAACACUGCCCCACGCAGCACAGAGGGCUCAAUUUCAGAAGAUGUCUUCACAGAGUCUGAGCUGUCUCCCAUAAGGGAGGAAGAGCAAGUAUCCAGUGGGGAUGUUUGUCUGGAUAAGUCCUCUGGCGCCUCUACAGAGUCUGUGCAAACUGUGACACAGGAGGAGCCUACUGGCUCACAGACCCUAGGCAGUGCCCGCAGGUCAGUCAGUCAUCCUGAGGAGCUUCCAGUGGCGAAGGCCUCCAUCACAGCAGUGGACAAUCCUCCAGACACUACUGCCAAAAAGAAUAUUGAGUCACCUUUGGGAUCCAAACAGCACAGUGAAGAGAAGCCACCAAGCACAUCCACUACCAGCACCACAACUAGCCAGGCCCAGCGCCACAGCAGCACCGCUCGUCCAGGGUCUGAAAGUGCACCUACCCCACUUGCCACAGAGACUCUUUCUGUCAUAGCCAGUCUAUUGGAAGAUGCCAACAAGGGGACUGAAGUCUCCAAAACAGACUCUAUGCAACAAGUGACAGAGGAGAACUAUGAUGUAGAACAGGGGCAAAAGGCCAACACACCGAAUUCACAGGGAUCUGGAGAGUGGAGGAAGAGCCACUCACUCAAGUUCCUUUGUCUGCGGGUAGGGAAGCCAAUGAAGAAGACAUUUGUUUCCAAUGCUAGCGCAUCCAUGCAGCAGUAUGCCCAACAGGGCAAGAAGCACGAGUACUGGUUUGCUGUGCCACAGGAGAGGUCAGACCACCUAUAUGUGUUCUUCAUGCAGUGGAGCCCAGAUAUGUACGGUGAGGGUGUCAGAGGGAUGGGACAAGAACCUGGAUUUAUGGUUGUCAAGAAGUUAGUGUCAGAAAAUGCUGUGGACGAGUUCAUCACUGGCCUCAAUGUCAAAGAAUGGGAGGUAGUGUCUAUGACUGAGUACCACCGUCGGAUCGAUGCUCUAAACAGCGAAGAUCUGCGCUCACUCUGCAAAAGACUUCAGAUCACAACCAAAGAGGACUUGAACUCCAAGCAUGACAUGGCCAUCAAAACUGAACUGGAGCCCGAAACAUUCAAGCCAAACCUCAGAGAGCCAAGUGAUCUCCUGGAGGCCGAUCAGAUUGAGAAGCUUGCAAGGAAUCUGCCACCGCGGACCAUCGGUUACCCAUGGACGCUAGCCUUUGGCACAUCGAAACAUGGCAUGAGCAUCAAGACUCUGUACAGAGCCAUGCAAGGACAGGACACCCCAGUGCUCAUGGUCAUUAAGGACAGUGACGGACAGGUUUUUGGUGCCCUUGCAUCAGAGCCCUUUAAAGUUAGCGAUGGUUUUUAUGGCACAGGAGAGACCUUCCUCUUCACCUUCAAUCCAGCGUUUGAGGUGUACAAAUGGACGGGUGACAACAUGUUCUUCAUCAAAGGCGAUAUGGACUCCUUAGCUUUUGGUGGUGGAAGCGGCGAGUUCGGUCUAUGGCUGGAUGGAGACCUUUACCACGGCAGGAGUCACUCAUGCAAAACAUUCGGGAACCCCAUGCUGUCUAAAAAGGAGGAUUUCUAUGUGCAGGACAUAGAGAUCUGGGCUUUUGAGUAACUGCACACGUACAGUACAGGGGAUACAGACAAGCCCCGCAUUCAGGCAGCGAGAGGAAUGGUCCUCCUUAGAACUAUGGCAAUGUCCUAACCCUAACUGCACAUCACUGGGGGCCAGCUAUCGGAUAUUUGUUGCGCAUUACUACCACAAUUACUCUGGAGGCUUUUUUAUUAUUUUUUUUUAUUUUUUAUUUUUUUUGUGAAAAACUACAUUUGUGUGUACAUUGUUACGGCCUCGUGCAGCAUCUUUGCAGUGUGUGGGUGGGGGGGAGUCAAGCUUCGGGAUCUCAGUUCAAAGUCCGUUUAAAAGGGAUAUCCAAGGGGACUGUGCUGCCCUACUGGUCCAGACGCGUCUCUCCAGCACCCUCUUUGUCCAUUCAGUGCAUCAGGGAGGACGAAAGAAGAAAAACACAUUCCUAUCCAUGAUGACAUCGUGUCCAAAUCAAGUGAGAAUAGUGGUAAAACAGGAAAGGGUACAGUAAUACUGAGGUGAGAGAUUUGGCUUGUUGAUUUAUUUUCGUUUUGUUUUCCCUCCCUCAGUCCAAUUCCUGGUCCUUCUCCGCUUGAGACUAAACUAACUGAGUAAAUUGUGUGUGUGGUCGUCCUCAUGUCGUUCACUGUCCUUGCACAUCAUCUGAAAGCACAUAGCUAUAACCAGAUCAGCCAUCGUCGUAAUGUUCUGUUCAGUUGGUGUACGUGUGAGUCCAGCUAACACCGGCUGUACUGUACUGUUAGUAGACAGUAACGUGUUGCAAUAGAUUUUGUGGAAUAUGCAAAUAACUGUCCUGUGACCUCAAAUAGCCCCGCCAGGGCCCGUGGCACUUUGGCUGCCGCCUGUGGCGCUUUCAAGAGCAGAGCGUGAAAAGCUUUUGGAUCUUCUUGAUCCACAAUUGCUUUUCUGGCUAUCUGCUGAAGAGCCUGAGACAUGGUAAACUGUUUUACAUGCAUAUACAGUAUGACAAUUAUAUACUAGUAUGUAUGAUUAUAUAGAGAUGUGUAUAUAAUCAUAUAUAUUUUGCUGUUAAGUGUGACGGUGAUCUAUUUGUGCUGACAUUUCAGCUGUUACAAUAUAAUGUAUAUUACCCUGUAAAUGAUGCUGUAUAAAUAUAUAUGAGGAAGUGUGGAUUGAUGGGUUUGCUUCUAGCACUUUAAUCUGGUGUAAAAGCUUAUAUUAUUAUUAUUUAUAUUAUUAUAAAGCAGGUUAUUGGGAUUCUAUUCGCUGUAGCUGUACAGUACCUUUUUGUUUAGGUCCAUAAGAUGGUAACUGUUAGUAGAAAGCUUGCUGCUACCAAUAUCAAAAAGGUUAUGCCCUAAUGCUCUCUGUCUAAAACGAGGGUCCCGCUGAGAUCGGAAGUGGGGGGAUUGUGGUUUGGUGGCGUGGUGAGGGAACAUUUUAUCUGCUCGUUGGCCUGCUAGGUGAGUCUCAGACAGGUAGGUAUGCUGGCAAACUGACCUGGGACACUACCUAAACCUCAUCAUAAGGACCCUUGUCCCCAACACCACCCCAUUCUGGUCUUCCACACCAGUAUUUGUGUCCUUGUGGAGAGUCACAAAGAAUAAUAUGAAUAAUUAUUCCACCAGAAUACCAUGUAUCAGUGAUGUACAAAUUAAUAAAGAUAAUUUAAUGGUCAUAACCAGG